GUAAUUUCUAAAUACAUUAUUCUAAAUUCCUUCCUGUUUAAUAAUUAAGCCCUUGCUUUUUUUUGUUUUGAUUUAACGUUCUUUGUAUAAUAAUAAAUUUAAUAAUUAUAAUUUAUUUAUCUUUAAAAUACAGUUUUAUUUUUUUUGGCUAAUAUAUUAAAUAUUGUUGUAUUCUUUUAAACUAAAAAACAUAUAAUGUUUUACCACAUUGCAUUAGAACAUGAGGUGUUAUUACAUCCAAAAUAUUUUGGUCCUCAAUUAAUGGAUACAGUUAAAACUAAAUUGUACCGUGAAGUUGAAGGAACAUGCACUGGAAAAUAUGGUUUUGUAAUUGCUGUAACUCAUAUUGAUAAUAUUGGUAGUGGACUUAUAUUACCUGGGCAAGGGUUUGUUGUGUAUUCUGUUAAAUACAAAGCUAUUGUUUUUCGUCCAUUCAAAGGUGAAGUUUUAGAAGCUGUAGUCACUCAAUUAAACAAAGUCGGAAUGUUUGCUGAUAUAGGUCCUUUAUCCUGUUUUAUUUCUCAUCAUAGUAUUCCAAAUGAAUUACAAUUUUGUCCAAACACAUCACCACCUUGUUACAAAUCUAAAGAAGAAAACAUAGCCAUUCAGCCAGAAGAUACAAUUCGUUUAAAAAUUGUUGGAACACGUGUUGAUGCAACAGGAAUAUUUGCUAUUGGCACCUUGAUGGACGAUUAUCUUGGUUUAAUCAACUGAUUUGGAAUAACUUCAGCUCAUUUUGUACAUAUUAUUUUAAUAAAUAUACACUUUAUUACUAAAAUAUUUA
Messenger RNA from Daktulosphaira vitifoliae (grape phylloxera), 784 nucleotides. RefSeq names its product DNA-directed RNA polymerase II subunit RPB7 (gene Rpb7). Gene Ontology annotation, molecular function: single-stranded RNA binding; single-stranded DNA binding; translation initiation factor binding. Gene Ontology annotation, cellular component: RNA polymerase II, core complex; P-body. Lineage: Eukaryota; Metazoa; Arthropoda; Insecta; Hemiptera; Phylloxeridae. The record is from RefSeq and is a predicted model, not a curated record. Bases 196 to 714 code for a protein of 172 amino acids. The transcript is spliced from 7 exons. Gene Ontology annotation, biological process: DNA-templated transcription; positive regulation of nuclear-transcribed mRNA poly(A) tail shortening; positive regulation of translational initiation.